GGAUAGUCGUGGGCGUGGUUGUUCGUGGUGAAGUAUUAUCGAGUGCCAACGGAACUGCCUAGUGGGGUUAAAUAAGUAAUAUAUGUGUAGAUAUACUUAUGUUUUUAUGGUAGUAUUCCUGUGGGGACUGUGUGAUACAAAGACUUUUUGUGCAGAGUUUUACUUUCUGUGUACCAAUUCUAAAAGCUAUAGAGCCUUGCAGCAGAGAAGUACGAAAGUACUUACUUAACAUUAGGAUAGGUGGAGUGUUAGCAUGUUACAUGUACGGUAAUCACCGAUGAAAGUCGAAAGCUGACACACGUGAUCUGGACGAGGAAACUGCUGUACCUACAUCAUGAGAAGGAAAUUGUACGUGUUGCUGCUGUUCUUAGCAGUCUUUGACUUUCCAGAAGGUCAGUGUUUUGAAAACCCUGAAUGCCUUUGGGAUAAUUUCAUGUGUCAAGAAGGAGAAUGCAUCUUUGAAUCUUGGGUUUGCGACGGCAGGCAAGACUGUAACAACAAUAAGGACGAGGAGAGAUGCGGGCCGCCAUGUGAACUUCACUUCUUUGGAUGCAACAAUGGGACUUGCAUUUCCCAGGAAAAGAUAUGUAAUGGGCAUAAUGACUGUAGUGAAGGAGAAGAUGAAGCCAGUUGUGGAAAUAUAUGUUACGGCACAGAAUACCAGUGUUCUGACGGACAGUGCAUAUCUGGGCAUAGUCGAGUUUGCGAUGGUAAAAAGGACUGUAGAGAUGGAAGUGAUGAAUCAAGAUGUG
Macrobrachium nipponense is the source of this 752-nucleotide messenger RNA. RefSeq names its product very low-density lipoprotein receptor-like. NCBI's taxonomy places the organism in Eukaryota, Metazoa, Arthropoda, Malacostraca, Decapoda, Palaemonidae. The record is from RefSeq and is a predicted model, not a curated record. Gene Ontology annotation, molecular function: protein binding. Gene Ontology annotation, cellular component: plasma membrane.